AUGAGCGCCAGCACGUCGGCGUACGGCGGCAGCGCGCUCCACCUCGCCGGCUCGUCGUCGCCGCUCAGCUUGGGCAUGGGCCGUCUCCGUGACGCCCUUGCCGAUGCGGACCCGGACGUCUCACGCCCGGCCCUGCGGAGGGUGACGAGCGAGGCGGAACGGGCCGUCGCCGAGAGCCAGAGCCAGAGCAGGGCCGAGAGCGAGGGCCUCAGUGAACGCAGCGCGGAUACGAGAAUCGAGGUUGAGGUCAUUGUGCAUCUGGUGAAGCCCUCCGAGUCACUCCCAGGCAUCGCUCUACGUUACGGUAUUGACCUGGCCGUCCUGCGUAAAUCCAACAAACUCUGGCCGUCCGACCCCGUCCAUGUCCGCACCAAGCUGUACGUGCCGCUCGACGCAUGUCGGCCGUCUGCAGCCAGUGUGGCCAUUGUCCGCGGUCCCGACGAGGGCCAAGUGACGAUUAUGCCGCAUCGCAAAAAGGGCAUGAACGGGCACUCGACCAACGGCACGUCCACGCUGCAUUCGCGCAAUGGCAGCGAAUUGGAACUCGAGCAUGGAGACCAUGACUUGGGUGCGGUGCUGGACGGCACCGUCGCUGUGGAUCUCACGCCCACGCUAGACACGUGCGAGUUCCCUGCCGACAACGCCAACGCCGACGAGGCCAUAGUCCUUGACCUCGUUCGGCUGCCGGCGUCGCAGCUGCGGUUCUUCCCGCGCGGCAAGCGGCGCGAGACGGCCCGCGCCCGCGCGUCCUUGGACAGCGAGCAUGGUCGGUCUGCCGACGGCGUGCGUGCCCUCUCUGCCAUCGAGGCGGAGAUGCGCAAGUCGGGCCACCUCGAGCGCGACCGUGAACGCGCCCGCGCCGUUUCCGCAAGCCUCACAUACGCACCGCUCGGUGCCGAGGAUGCCCAGGCGCAGGCUGAGGCUGAGGCCGAAGCCGCCGCGACGUCGCCCAAGCGCAAGUCCAAGCCAGUCCGCCUGCGUCCCCCGCAAGCUGUCAAGGCCGAUACCCACACCCUAGCCGGCAGGAUCCAGAGCUUGUUCAGUGUGCCCCCGCCUCCGAGUUACCCACCUCCGCGACGCCGUCCAGCGAACCCGGCUGCGACGGCGGCGAGCGGGCAGGAAGAAGUGGGAGCUGGGGCCGGGCUGGUGGGACCGCCCAAGAGUAUCAAGGCGGAGCUACUCGAGAUGGACGCGCGGACGCCGCCACCGAUCAGCUCGCCGCGGAAGACGGACAAGAAGAGGGAUUAG
This is a messenger RNA of Apiotrichum porosum, 1248 nucleotides long. RefSeq lists its product as uncharacterized. Lineage: Eukaryota; Fungi; Basidiomycota; Tremellomycetes; Trichosporonales; Trichosporonaceae. The coding region runs from base 1 to 1248 and encodes 415 amino acids. The record is from RefSeq and is a predicted model, not a curated record. The transcript is spliced from 3 exons.